AUGUUCGGGACGAACUCCCUAGCAUCGUCCAGCGGUAAACCCAAAAGGAAAUGCCUCCCGGCGAGCACAAGACGUCCUGCAACAUUACCACCCACGCCACAAAGUCCUCCUGAUGAAGAAGGCCACACCAUCGACGAGACAGUGCCUCUCCUAAAACACCACCAUCGCUCCAAUCAAGCCUUACAAGCCCCUUCCAAGCCCAAAAACCACCCAUGGAGAAAUCGACUACGACCGCGAAAAGCAACAGCAGCAACAUCAACAACAGCGAUAUUUCCUACCCACGCCACAGACCAAACUCGACUAUCCUUUUUCUCACGUACGCCUCAAGCUGAUACACAAGACCAUGACCGUGUCCACCUGAUCAAGCCUUCGCUCUGCUCCCUACACCUCUGCAUCGUCCAUGCGACGCUGACUUCGACGGCAGCCUUUCCGCAGAAGACGAAAUUUUAUCGGGCGUGGAUCACCAAACCUUCGACAAUCGUUGCGGAAGCUGAGCUUGGGGCUUCUUAUUGA
Molecule: messenger RNA, 513 nt
Organism: Dissoconium aciculare CBS 342.82
Lineage: Eukaryota; Fungi; Ascomycota; Dothideomycetes; Mycosphaerellales; Dissoconiaceae
Exons: 1
Coding region: 1-513 (170 amino acids)
Source: RefSeq, a predicted model, not a curated record